CUUAGUUGUAGACUAGCGGUGUUCCAAGAUGUUGCUUGUUCGCACCAAGUGCAGUGCCUCCUCGAUCGGGCAUUCAACGAAUCCCGCUCAAUGGACAUCAAUACUGCUGCUCGUGCUCGUGGCCCAAAUCAAUGGCGCUGCUUUGAACGCCAGCAACUACUAUCAGUACCAAGUUGUGAAGGAGGAGCACGGAACGCCGGCCAACGUGAACAUAGUGCUCCAGGAUCGGGACACAAUGCGCACCUGGGGCACCAACCUGACUGCCAUAACAUGGGCCCACGCGGUCAACAGCCAGCAGCUGCUGGACGAGGCCCUUACAGGUGACAUUGACUUCAUUGAGGCGGACAUCGUUCUCGGCAAGCUGAAUGGCGAGGGAGAGGACAUGCCCGUGAUGGCUCAUCCGCCGGCCACAACCUCCGAUCUCACGUUGGCGGAGUUUCUCUACCAGAUCAUGGACUUUAACCGGGAUCAUGAGGGUGAAGAGAAAGGCGUCAAGCUGGAUUUUAAGUCCAUCGAGGUGUUCGAAGGGUCCCUCGAUAUCCUGGACGAGAACAUACCCAAUAUGGAUUACCCCGUUUGGAUAAACGCCGACAUUCUGAGUGGUCCCGUGGAGCAAAACAAAAGCGUUCCCGUCGAUCCGGAUCGAUUCUUUGCCGGUUGCAUGCGCUACAAGCAAGCUGUUCUCUCCAUCGGCUGGACAACCAAUUGGGGGGCCGACUUCCGGGAUGGCGAGUACACGGAGGAGCACUGCGAAGGUAUGCUGGAAACAUUGAGCGCCAACAAUGUGCUUUCCACCGGUCAAAGCAUCACGUUUCCGGUGCGUGCCGGCAUUGCGGCCAACAGCGAGGAGCAACUACACCGACUAGUUGCCGCAGUCAACGAGACCAAUGAGAGCAGCCUGACCAUUUGGUCAUCCGCCGGCGACUACGUGGACGUGGCCAAGCUGCGUAAGCUGAUCUUUGGCUUCGGUGUUGAACGCGUCUACCUGGACGUACCUGAGGAACUGGCCUCGCAGCUGAAUCUGGGGAAUCCCGGCAACGGAGCCAGCACCUUGAAGUCCCUCUUUAGCUUCGGUUUCAUAAGCCUUUGCUUUUGGGCCGUGUCCAGCUGGCUGAAGCGGCUAUAAUCGUCUUUAAUAGGUUAUUAACUAAAGAGUACAAUUGUGAAAAGGCGUUUAAAAUUUGUUUUUCAGAAAUGUGUGUGAGUGUAAUAAGAGGUAUACAUAUAUAUUAGUGGAUUUUCUCUUUUAUUUUUGUAUGGAAAUUUCAGCAAUAUUCAAGGAUUCAAUUUACAUAAAAGAAGUUACACAAAAUAUUUUAUUUCAUGAACUAUUUUUUGUCGAUAUUAUGCUGAAUACUAAAGUUUUAUAAGUUUAAAUCUCUGACAAAAAUAUAACUGGGACACAUUUUUAUUUA
Drosophila serrata is the source of this 1415-nucleotide messenger RNA. Its product is annotated as protein FAM151B. The record is from RefSeq and is a predicted model, not a curated record. Lineage: Eukaryota; Metazoa; Arthropoda; Insecta; Diptera; Drosophilidae.